AAGAUUGUCUUCGAAAGACGAAAGACACGGGAAACACUACGUGAAAGAACAGGCAAUUUCUAAAGGCGAGAAUCAAUUAUCGCCGACAAGUUCCAAUUAUAGCAAAAGUGAGACCGACAAUGCGCUCGUUUUAACAUUCAAUUGAAUUCGAAAACUUGAUUAUUUUCUCGAGAAGUGCGAUUUCUCCGAACAGUUACACGGAAGGAAAAACGGAAGUUUUCAUCGAUAAAAUAGAAGAGAGAUCACGUCGGCGAACGCAAAAGCCCGACUGUAAUUCUCGACUGUAAAAUACGAUAUCAGUCGCAAAUUACACGAUAUAUUUUAAACGUUCAAGUUUGUUUUUAGAUUAUCAUCAAAAAUAUCGAAUUACAUCGACGGCGUCGCGAUAAUACUCGAAACGUCAAUUGAAUCGUUCGUCGAACAGACAAAGAUGAGACCGCGCUUGGUGUGAAACGGAUUUUCCAACGCGUCGAUUGUCGUAAGCGUGUUGCAACUCUCACAAUCGGCGCCGAUUGUCUAAGUUUUCGCGUCUGAAAAUAUAUAAUCGCCUCAAAACCGCGCGAUUAUGUAUCCUUCGAAGAACUACGCGGACAUUUUUCGUCAGUUCAACAUGACCGACGACGAUUACGACAUUGAUUUCGAUUACUUCUUGAGCAAGUUUAAUCUGACGUUUCGCAACAAAGACAGAUUCGAGAACGCGCGAAAUGGCGUUCCGAUUAUUUCCGAAAACGGAAGCGACAACAACGGCAGCAAAGCAACGGAGCGAUCGUGCUACUGCGAGCCCGUGAUGCGUUAUUUCGCGAUGGAGUACAGCAAAAAUUAUCACGGUUACGCGUCGUUGAUCGUUUGCUCGUUCGGCACGUUAACAAACAUACUCAAUAUAAUCGUGCUCACGAGAAAAGACACGAAAUCUGUGCCCAUAAAUCGAAUUCUCACGGGAAUGGCCACGGCUGACGUGCUGGUCAUGUUGGAAUACAUUCCAUUCGUGAUUUACAAAUACUUCGUUCUACCGAAACGUCGAAUAUUUCCGUACGGAUUGGCCGUGUUCGUGCUCUUCCAUAUGCAUUUCACGCAAUUGUUUCACACAAUCAGCAUCGCCCUCACGCUCACUCUCGCCGUUUGGAGAUACAUAGCCAUCAGGUUCCCGCAGCACAGUCACAUCUGGUGCACCGGGCGACGCUGCACGAUCGCUCUUUCUUGGAGCUUAAUCGCCCCGGUUUUUGUCUGCGCUCCUAGCUAUUUCGUAUUCGGAAUAAAUUCGCAAACGAUUCACGAGAACGGCACCAAGGAGAUACUCUAUCACGUAGACACUAAAUAUCCCGAGGAGGUGGGUUUUAUGUAUCAAUUGAAUUUCUGGUUACUGGGUGUAAUUAAGUUUCUGCCGUGCGUUCUUCUCGCGAUGAUUACUUCCUGGCUGGUAAACGCUCUCCACAGAGCGCAAGAUAGAAAAUAUACGUUGAAGAUCUACGGUCACUGUGAUCUAAAGACAUCGAAACCGACAACAGCUCUGUCCGGUUUCGAGAAUAACGAGGGAUGGCCCGACGGGGAAAAGGACGAGCAUCUCAGGAGAGCGAGCCGAUCCGAUAAACGAACGGACAGAACAACGAGAAUGCUCAUCGCGGUGUUAAUACUGUUUCUCGUAACCGAAAUUCCUCAAGGGAUUUUGGGUUUGCUCUCGGCGUAUGUAGGCGAUUGUUUCUUCCGUAAUUGUUAUCACAAAUUUGGCGAGCUAAUGGAUAUCUUGGCUCUGUUAAAUAGCAGCAUCAACUUCAUUCUGUAUUGUUCGAUGUCGCGGCAAUUUCGCAUGAUUUUCGGCCAAUUGUUCAAACCCAGAAUUAUGAAUUGGCCGACGCUAAAUCAACAUCAAACCGAUGUACAAAGCACAUAUGUUUAAUGAAAAUUUGCAUUUUCCACGCAACGUUUCCGUUUCUGGAAAUUGGAUUUCGAAACACUGAAUCUGACCGUGUAUAAUAUAUAAGCAAAUAAUAAUAAAUAAUAAAUUAAAUACCAAUACAUUAAUAUUUAAAUAUUAACAAAUACUAUAAUUAGAACAAAAAAUAGAAAGUAUAUAAUUAGCGUGAAUGUGAUGUUGAAGUUAGUAAAAAAUACAUAGAGUCUCUCUCUCUCUCAUCUCUCUCUUUCUCUCUCCUUCCCUCAUUUGAAUUGAAGAAGAGUUAAAAAAAAAAAAAAAACCGAGUCAAUGUAUCAACGUGCAUGUAUUUUUCCUCUUAUAACGUCGUUAAUAACAACGUUACUAUAAUAAUAAACUUAAGAUAUCUACAUGUGUAGGUGUGCAAACUUAAUGAGCACACACAAGUUCAAUCUGGCGCGGAUAACACGCGCAUGUCCCUGGGAAGUUAAUUUCCAUGCGUUUAAUAUUGCAAUUUUCCGUCGCUAUAUAUAUUUCACAUGUAUAUCUUCAAAACUUUGUAAAUAUUAGCGAAUAA
Pseudomyrmex gracilis is the source of this 2447-nucleotide messenger RNA. RefSeq names its product sex peptide receptor-like. The record is from RefSeq and is a predicted model, not a curated record. Gene Ontology annotation, biological process: G protein-coupled receptor signaling pathway. Lineage: Eukaryota; Metazoa; Arthropoda; Insecta; Hymenoptera; Formicidae. The transcript is spliced from 5 exons. Gene Ontology annotation, molecular function: G protein-coupled receptor activity. Gene Ontology annotation, cellular component: membrane. Bases 566 to 1894 code for a protein of 442 amino acids.